Molecule: messenger RNA, 381 nt
Organism: Funneliformis geosporum
Lineage: Eukaryota; Fungi; Glomeromycota; Glomeromycetes; Glomerales; Glomeraceae
Source: the annotation of a GenBank genome assembly
AUGGUUUCCGAAGCCCAGCAAAUAUUAGAUAAAGCCGCUCAGAAAAAAAUAAUUCACAAAAACAAAGCAGCACGGAAGAAAAGUCAAUUACAACGUAAUCUAAAUAAAUUAAAGCAAGCAGAAGGAGCGCAAAAUUUCUUCACUGUUAUUCUAAGUUUGUUAUUUAUUACCUUUAACCACUGGGAUUGGUUUUCUCCGAAAAAAAAACCUCAAAUCGUUCCGUUCAUUAUCGGUAGUUUUCAAGCAUUCCAUGAAAAAGCAACCGGUGAUGGUUCCCUAGAAGGUUUUGCUCGGGUUUAUCAAGAAAUGAUUAAUAGUUCGGGUGCUAUAAAAAGUUUUAUGGAAGCGAUAAAUAAGGCUAAUUAUAGUCUAUUUCACUGA